Colletotrichum graminicola M1.001 is the source of this 1122-nucleotide messenger RNA. RefSeq lists its product as uncharacterized. Bases 1 to 1122 code for a protein of 373 amino acids. The record is from RefSeq and is a predicted model, not a curated record. The transcript has a single exon. Lineage: Eukaryota; Fungi; Ascomycota; Sordariomycetes; Glomerellales; Glomerellaceae.
AUGAGUGUCCUUGGUGCCCUAUCAGCCAUGGCCAUGAUUUCGCAAGAUUUCGGGGACGUCGCGAGCAGCAGAGUCACAGGGCGGUGGAGCAGAACACAGAGAAUAGUGCUGCAGAUACUCUACCAAGCGCUGGGGCUGGUGAGAAGCCAACACGCAAGUAGGGAGGCCGCAUCUCCCCUAUUGCUGGCAAUAUUCUUCACAUCGUUCCCCGGUCCAGCUCAUGACAGCGCGAUACAACUCAAAGCCAUCAUCAACGCCCUCGAAGGUGGUCUUGGCCAGCGACAAAACUUGGGUGGGGGUAGAAGAAGUAGCCAGAUCCUCGAUGUCGCCGUUGCUCUUGCCUGCUCAGUUGCUCACUGUUGCGGCAGAGCUACGUCUCGGCCGUCUAGCCAAUACUUUGCCGAACUCUGCAGACUGGUGGACCGGCUGGGAGUUCCAUGUUUUGCAAGGUUGCGAGCUGACGGUGCUUUUUUCUUGGCCCAGAAGACCGACGAUCUGCGAGACCUCGUAUUUGCAGAAACCUUGACGGGAGCCUUGACUAGCAAGGAUCGUUCUGUCCACGCAAACAGCGGCUCAGAAGAGACCUUUGCGGGCUUCCGAUGGGAAGAAGGCAUCAGCGAGUGGAUUGCGGUGAGUCCGGUAGCAAGACGGCGAAACGGCAUUGCACCAGCAGAGUUUGUAGUGCCUCGCCGGAGCAGCAGGCACAGAUGUGGCUCACUCGAAGAUCAACGGGACCACUCCGAACUGGAUAUGAUAUCGGGAGCUGCCGAAGAAAUCAGGCCUUUGAUGGUAAUGGCUAGGGCGGCGAGCGAGCCGGACGGCAUCCAGGUGGACCGGCAACAAGCAGGGAAAAGGCCGAGAGGAGAGGAACAUGAUCAUGGCAGCCAGUCCGGAGAAGCGCGGGCAAGAACGGAAGGCAUCGACGAGCUGAGCAUGUGUCAAGAAAACCGGCCACGGACUCUGGGCAAGUCCCAGUUGAGGAAUCAUACCAUGGCUAGACUACGGAGCGAGUGCCGGCGGGCUACCCGAAGCGGCGAGACGGGACCUCGCAUGGUUUUGGCCGAGCUGUGUGGUAGAGUUAACCCUACUGGCCACGGGGACGAAGACGAACUAGGAUUCUGA